AUGAAUUUUCGAAAACCAGAUAAAACGGCUGAUUUAAUCGAUAGUAUCAUAAAUAGUGAAAAUGGGAAAGUUCAAAAAUAUGUUUUAGAAAGAAAAAGAAAGGAAAAAGAAUUUCUAGAAAAAAAAGAAAAUAUAAAAAAAAAAUCUAUGAUGGCUCCAAAAUUAAAUCAAAUGUUUGUUAAAAAUAAAAAUGAAGAUGAUAAAUUGAUUAGCGAAACAAUAGGUCUCAGAACUGUACAUGAAUAUAAAAAAAUUAAAGAUGAAAUAUAUAGUAACAAAAAAGAUAAUGAUUUAAGAGAAAGGACACAAGAUGAUAAACAUACCAAACAAAAAAACUUUAAAUUGUCUUUUUUGUCAGAAGAUGAUGAUAGUGAUAUUAAUAAAAAUGAAAGUGAUAUUAAUAAAAAUGAAAGUGAUGAUAAUAAAAAUGAAAGUGAUGAUAAUAAAAAUGAAAGUGACGAUAAUAAAAAUGAAAGUGACGAUAAUAAAAAUGAAAGUAAUGAUAAUAAAAAUAAUGGUGAUGGUAAUAAAAGCGAUAAUGAUAUGCUAGGUCAACAAAAUGAUUUAAACAAUAAUAAAUCCUACGAAAAAAAUGAAAAUAAAAAAGAGUUAUCGUCGAAUAGAAAUAAAAAUAAAUUGGACAACAAAAAUGCUUUUACUAAUAAAAUUAUGAAAGACCCUACGGUAAAUACAUCUUUCUUAAAAGAUAAAGAAAGAGAUAAAAAAAUAGAAUUAAAGAAAAAAGAAUUAAGAGAAUUAUAUUAUAAAUUAGAAAAUGAACAGAAAGAAAAAGUCAUAGAUAUUACUUAUUCAUAUUAUGAUGGUAGUGGACAUAGAAGAAAAAUAUCCGUUAAACAAAAAAAUACUAUAGGACAAUUUAUAAAUAAAUGUGUUGAUAACUUAAAAAAUGAAUUCAUACAAUUAAGAUCUGCAUCAUGUGAAACUUUAAUGUUUGUUAAAGAAGAUGUUAUUCUUCCAAAUUAUAUCACAUUUUAUGAACUUAUAAAAAAUAAAGCUCAAGGAAAAACAGGACCCUUAUUUUCAUUUGACGCGGUCGAAAAUUUAUCUGGAAUUACGGACAUCAGGAAGGAAAAAACGGAU
Molecule: messenger RNA, 1101 nt
Organism: Plasmodium reichenowi
Lineage: Eukaryota; Apicomplexa; Aconoidasida; Haemosporida; Plasmodiidae
Product: XAP-5 DNA binding protein, putative
Exons: 1
Biological process (GO): chromatin organization
Cellular component (GO): nucleus
Source: RefSeq, a predicted model, not a curated record